AUGGCCUUGAGCAGCACCCAAAGAGCCUCUGAACAAUCAACUCCUCGUUGGAAACACGAUGUGUUUUUGAGUUUCAGGGGUGAAGAUACCCGCAAGGGUUUUAUAUCCCAUUUAUACCACGAACUGGACUACUGGCAGGCAAUUAAAACCUUCAAGGACAACCGAGAUCUUGAAAGAGGGACAAGUAUUUCUCCAGAGCUCUUGCGUGCGAUUGAAGAAUCGCAGCUUGCCAUCAUUGUUCUCUCACCAAACUAUGCUUCUUCCACCUGGUGCCUGGAUGAGCUUACAAAAGUUGUGGAAUGCAUGGAAGCCAGGGACACAAUUUUGCCAAUUUUUUAUGGUGUGGAUCCCUCUCAAGUACGAAAUCAAACCGGGAGUUUUGCAGAGGCCUUCACUGAGCAUAAAGAAAAGUUAAUUACCAAAAAGAAGGUGGAGCAGUGGAAAGCUGAUUUAACAAAAGUGGCCAAUCUUUGUGGGUGGGAUUCAAAGAAUUUUAAGUGUGAAAGAGAGCUUAUUGAGGACAUCGUCAAAUGUGUGUGGAGGAAAGUGCAUCCUUCACUCACCUUGUCAAAUUAUCCACAUAAGUUAGUCGGAAUGAAUUCUGGCCUUGAGCGACUGGGUGUACUACUAGAAACUGAUGCAAAUGAUGUUCGCUUUAUAGGGAUAACAGGGAUGGGUGGAAUUGGGAAGACAACCAUUGCUAAACUAGUUUUUGAGAGAAUUUCCCAUCAUUUUGAAGUCAGCCGUUUUCUUGCUAAUGUUAGAGAGGUUUAUGCAAAACAUCGUACUCUAGUUGACAUGCAAAAACAACUUCUUUUCCCAAUCUUGAAAGAAGAGAUUAAACAAGUUUGGGAUGAACUGUGGGGAACCUUUUUCACUAAGAAAUGCUUACACAACAAAAAGGUUCUGCUCAUUCUUGAUGAUGUGGAUCAAUUAGACCAACUAGAAAUAUUGGUUGGAAAGAAAGACUGGUUUGGUAUGGGGAGUAGAAUCAUCAUUACAACUAGAAAUGAACGUUUGCUAGUUGAGCCUGGUAUGGAUAUAUCAUAUAAAGUUGAGGGAUUGAGUGAUGAUGAAGCUCUUGAGCUCUUCAGUCUGAAUGCCUUUAGGAAAGAUCAACCUGAGGAAGGUUUUCUGGAAUUGUCUAAGCGUUUCCUAAAUUAUGCCAAAGGCCUUCCAUUAGCCCUUAAAGUUUUAGGAUGUUCAUUGUAUAACGAAGGUCAAGAUGUAUGGAUUAGUGCACUGGAUCAAAUAAAGAAAUGCCUAGAUUCAAAAAUAUUUGAUCCUCUCAAAAUAAGUUAUGAUGGAUUAAACAAGAUGGAGAAAAUGAUUUUUCUUGAUGUUGCAUGCUUUCAUAAGGGGAAGGGCAAGGAACAAGUAAUUCAAAUACUGGACCAUAUUCGCAACAUUUACAGUCGUAAGGGCAUACAUGCUCUUGUUGAGAAAUCUAUGUUAACUAUUGAGAAAUUUCAUGAUCCUCUUUCAAUCGACAUCGUGGAGGUGCAUGACUUGAUGCAAGAAAUGGCAUGGGAAAUUGUUGGUCAAGAGUCUAAAGAGCCUGGUGAACACAGUCGGUUGUGGCUUCACAAUGACAUUUCUCAUGUAUUCAUGAACAAUACGGGAACAAGAGCAAUUGAAGCCAUAGUCUUGCGUCUGCUAAAAUUAGAAGAGGACUUCCCCAACCUGAAAUAUAUGGAUGUUAGUUACUCUGAUAAAUUAACCAGUACCCCAGAUUUCACAGGUCUACCAAAGCUUGAGAAGUUGAACCUUGAGGGCUGUAGGAAUUUAGUUGAGAUCCACCCAUCCAUUGCAGUCCUCAAAAGAUUUAGAACGUUGGAUUUCAGUAAUUGUAAAAGUAUUAAGAAUCUCCCAACUGAGAUAAAAAUGGAUUCUCUUGAAUAUUUUAGUCUUCGUGGCUGCUCAAAAGUGAAAAAGAUUCCACAGUUUGUAAGACAAAUGACAAAAUUGUCAAUGCUUUUUUUAGAUGGAACUGUUGUUGAGGAAAUACCUUCGUCAAUUGAAUGUCUGGUUGGCCUCAUUGUACUGGAUCUGUGUGACUGCAAAAGUCUCUUGGGUCUUCCGAGUGCGAAUUGUAAUUUGAAGUCCCUUGAUACGCUCUGCAUAUCCGGAUGCUCAAAACUUGACAAACUCCUGGGGGGAGAUGGAGGCUUUAGAGUAUCUUGA
This is a messenger RNA of Prunus avium (sweet cherry), 2184 nucleotides long. NCBI's taxonomy places the organism in Eukaryota, Viridiplantae, Streptophyta, Magnoliopsida, Rosales, Rosaceae. The record is from RefSeq and is a predicted model, not a curated record.